Molecule: messenger RNA, 438 nt
Organism: Trichomonas vaginalis G3
Lineage: Eukaryota; Parabasalia; Trichomonadida; Trichomonadidae
Exons: 1
Coding region: 1-438 (145 amino acids)
Source: RefSeq, a predicted model, not a curated record
AUGUCAAUAAAAUUAAAUAUCGUUGAAACAAUUCCAACAUCUCUAACAGAAAUUCAAGAAGAAGCGUGGCUAGUUAUCAAUUCCGAAAAGUCAUCGAGUCCAGUUUCUACAAUUCCGUUUCUUAUUAAUAAAACAUCAUAUGUUGAUUCAACAAUUUCGCUUGCAGUCAAUUUAGAUAACAUAGAAAAUAGCUUUUUAUAUUUUACAUUAUGCUGUUACUAUCAAGGAAAUGAUGAUAUUAUCCCGCUAGCAAGAACAAAAGUUCGAAUUGGCAAUAUUCCGCUUGAUGGAGUCACUCAUUUUCAAAUACCACUAUAUGGUCAUCUUAAUAUUGACGAUCAAAUAAUUACUAUCACCCUUGUUGGGACAUUAUUGAAAUCAGAUCAACCCGAUUUGAAUAUUCAAGAGUUUAUAGGCUCGAAUACUUACAUUUAUUAG